Coniophora puteana RWD-64-598 SS2 is the source of this 613-nucleotide messenger RNA. RefSeq names its product sterol-binding-like protein. Gene Ontology annotation, cellular component: cytosol. The record is from RefSeq and is a predicted model, not a curated record. Bases 30 to 425 code for a protein of 131 amino acids. NCBI's taxonomy places the organism in Eukaryota, Fungi, Basidiomycota, Agaricomycetes, Boletales, Coniophoraceae. The transcript is spliced from 5 exons.
CUUCCCUACUUAACGUACUCGAUAUCAUCAUGUCCGACCUCAAGGCUGACGGCUUCAAGGCCUCCGACAUCAUCUCUGAGCUCAAUAAGUCGUUUGACGGCUUCUCCGACGCCGAGCGCAAGGCACAGAUCAAAAAGACGAACGGCAUCUUCGAGCUCAAGAUCACCAACGCCGAGAAGGCGGAGGCCGUCUGGACGAUCGACCUCAAGAACAAGGGCGUCGUCUACAAGGGCCCCGCGAAACCCAAGGCCGACGUCACCCUCAUCAUGAGCGACGACACCUUCUCGCAGCUCGCCUCGGGCAAGCUUGACGGCCAGAAGGCGUUCAUCUCGGGCAAGCUCAAGACUCGCGGGAACAUGAUGCUCGCCACCAAGCUCGGCGCCGUCCUCGAGACCGCCAAGGGCCAGCAAAAGGCCAAGCUCUAAGCUUGGUCGCCGUGCUUGCCAUGUAACCCGUAUUUACCUCUGGCGUCGAAGACCAGAGCACACCUGUAUGACGGCGAGGUCUGCUCGCGAAUACACGAAUGCAAGCAUACCUCGCCACAUUAUGUAUCUAUCUAUCCCUCGAUGUAAUUUUUGAGCAGGGCGGAUUAAUCCUAUUCUUAAGCCUAUCC